Annulohypoxylon maeteangense is the source of this 1899-nucleotide messenger RNA. RefSeq lists its product as uncharacterized. Gene Ontology annotation, molecular function: serine-type endopeptidase activity. Bases 87 to 1826 code for a protein of 579 amino acids. The record is from RefSeq and is a predicted model, not a curated record. Gene Ontology annotation, cellular component: membrane. Lineage: Eukaryota; Fungi; Ascomycota; Sordariomycetes; Xylariales; Hypoxylaceae. The transcript has a single exon.
AUUUAGGCCAAAACCGCCUUUGGAAACCUCAUGGAUCGCACACGAAUAAAAAGAACUUAGUGACAUGAUGGUAUGAAUUGGGUACCAUGCCUAUUUUCCCCUCAUUUGCUCCGCCGUCAAGCUUUCGCCUUGGCUUGCGGGCGAUUACUGGCAAAUCCGGGAAAUCGGUCAUCUCUUCUACCGUUCGCUCAAUUUCGACGAGACAUAAUCCUUCAACGUCAUGCUUUCGAUAUAGCAGCAAUGGGGCUCAUAGCCCACUAAGAAUCCUUGCGAAUCGCUACUCAUAUAAUAUUUCGUCUAGGAGAUCUGUUGGAACGCUAUUUAGGUUCCGCGCGAUCACCGAAUACAUAAGCCUACCCGAUUCAUACGAAGACGCCGAAGGACUCCCCUUCCGAAAAGAGGAUCUCAACCAGAGGGAGGUUCAGAAAAUCUUCGGAUCGCACAUUACCGCCCAAAAUGCCAACAAGCUUCUAAGAAUAUUGCAUGGUCGUAGAGUAGCUGGUACUCUCGAAGACCCGAAUCUACGGGUGAACACGGCUCAUUUCAACGACUCCGAUCAAGCGAAGGCCUUAAAAUAUCUGCGCGCAAACAUCCCAGUGGACGAGAUCAUCAAUGCUGGUCUACGAGCCGAAGACGAACUCAAGUAUUUAGAGGAACAACAGGGAAAAGAGAAUGUUGAGCAGCAACCCGGAGGAACCAGUUCUCAAGACUCGCGUUCUAGCAAGAAUGUGAAAAAAGUGAAUGUUCCAACAGGGAAGCUUCCAAAGCCACCCAAAAGCGACUCCCCGUAUGGAGAAAGCCAAUUUGACCGAAUCCGAGCCAAGAACAUAGCGAAACGUGAGGCAGAGGAGAAGCGGCUAGCGGAGGAGCAACGAAAGCGCGAGGAAGAGGAAGCCCUGAAAAAUAUCGGAACGCUACAAACUCAGCAAGAGAAACCUAAGGCGUUGAGCCCGCGCAUGCAAAAAUGGACUGAGCGCGCAUCAAGUGACUGGAAAGAACCUCCAAAAAUGAAGGCAUGGGAACGUUUGCUUCCUUCCCUCGCGAUGACUAUUUUGGUUUGCGCGGCGUGUGCAGCGUAUGCGGCCAUGUACACACCACCUGCGCGAUCGAAUAGGCUAUGGCCGGAUAUACCACCAGCUGCAGCAACCUGUCUCGCUCUCAUCGGGAUCAAUUUACUGUGCUGGGCUGCCUGGAAGCUGCCGCCGUUAUGGGGAAUUUUAAACCGGUAUAUGAUUGUAGUGGCUGCGACGCCACGACCUUUACAAUUAAUCGGAGCUACUUUCUCCCACCACAGCCUUAGCCAUGCUGCCAUGAACAUGUUUAUGCUUUGGUUCUUUGGCACUCGUCUUCAUGACGACGUUGGGAGAGGAAACUUCCUUGCUAUAUACUUCGCAUCUGGGACUCUAGGAUUCAUGGGCAGUCUGGCAAAUUUAGUACUACUUAAAGGACUAGAUUUUACGACACUAGGAGCGUCCGGCGCAGUUUAUGGCAUUAUUGCUGCAUUCUUUUGGCUACACAAGCAUGAUGAAUUUAAACUGUUCGGGUAUCCGCCCGACCCAAUGUCCGGUCCUCAGGGGCUUUAUUUCAUCGCACUGAUCCUGGGUCUGCAUGUUCUGCCGCUGAUUUCUAAGAAGGCUCACAAUCUCGACGUAGCGUCGCACUUAUUAGGCUUGCUAGGCGGCGUGGUUAGCGCCGACCUCGUUAAAAAGCACAUGGAUGAUAAGGCAAGAAUAAGGGCUGAGAGGCUAAAGAAUAUGGGCACGCUGGAGAAGAGUGUACAAGUAAAGGAUCUGGAGAAGACGCCACCGGCGAGUGACGGGCGUUAAAUAUUGCAUACUAUGUAUAUACUCUUUGUAUAUAACUACGGCAAUUUCCGCCGAGGAAAUCUUCAACACAUAC